GUUUGAAAACCUCAGCUUUAGCUUCACACUUCGAAGCUUAACUUCCUGUAUCUACACAUAGAGGAGGUUUGAACACACAGUUACAUUUUGAGCCGUGCACGAGGGGCUUAACGUUUCUGUCGACCUCCAGAACAACACAAGGUCAACCGUAUAAACAAAAGAUGAUGACUAAUCGGCUUGGGUGUUUAUCAGUUCUUGUUUUACUGCUCGCUUUGAGCAGUUCGGUCACAUCAAGAGAUCUCAGGAUGAAAAGGGAAAAUCAUCACGAUGCAACAACCACAAACACAACUGAAGGACACGGUACGGAAAACGUAGCUAAAGCUCAGGAUUUAAAUGGCACCACUGUCAAACCUUUUGCUUCGGGUACCCCACCGGUGAUUGAGAUGAAAACCGGUAAACUUGAUGGAAAUAACUCAGCGGUGAGUAUGGAUCACCAGCAUGCCUCUGAUUUGAACCACACCCAACAAGUGAACAAGACUUCUGAAACCGGCAACCACACCGCAGGAACUGAGAAUGUGACGACCCAGGCGCCAGCAGGUAUUGAGACAACUUUGUACACCCAGUCCCCAGCAACAAAUGACAGUAAUGGACACACUUCACAAACAGGAAGUGCUGCCCACACAUUUCCUUCAACGUCAGUGCCCGGUAAAGUAAUGAACACGAAAGCUUCUACAACAAAUGCAACAAAACUCUCCACUGCACUGUCCCCUACAACCCAAAGUACCACUACAAAACAGACUUCGACCACGGGAAAGGUUCUCACUUGUUCCACCUCCUCUCCUCAUAGGGACGGGCUUGUGAGUCGGUGUCUCAUCGCCAUCGCUUCGAUGGCCGCCCUGACGACUAUCUUUGUCAUAAGCACCAUCUGCCUGGCUACGAAGCUCUCGAGUUAUAGAUAUAGAAACAGGGCACGACUUCUCCAAGAGACGGAGAUGGUCUGCAUUUCUGCUUUGAUGAAUGAUACCGAUCAUCCUGUUCCAAAGCCAAGGCACCCCAGAAGUAACGGAGCAUUGAUCCCGACCACCGAGGAUGGAGAUCUUGAUGGAGAUAAUCUCACUCUAAACAGCUUUCUUCCUGAUUCCGAAGGCAUGAUUUAGAUGCUUCCUCUGUAUGUACUGAUCUCUGUUGACUCAUUUAUCUUAAAGGUGUGAAUGUUUCCAAGUAGUCCGCAUGGGUUUAUUUGCUUGAUCAGGCGUAGUUAAGCAAAUGUUGCCUUGCGAGACUGAAACUAGCUGCACCACACCAUUUCCACUUUUUGGGGAAGUUCACCUGUUGAAAUAAUUGCAGACUUAUUCCGCAAUACAGAACAGCAUCUCAUACCUUUUUAUUGCUUACGAUAUUAUUUAAAGGUGCACUGUGUAGAUUUCAGCGGCAUUUAGUGGUGAGGUUGCGACUCAGUCCACUGCUCACACCACCCCUUUCGAAGUACAUAGAGAAGCUACAACAGCUGCCACAGGAACAACAUGUUGUCUGCAGGGCAGUUUGUCCAUUUAGGGCUACUGUGAAAAAUAUGGUGACGCAAAAUGACGACUUCCAUGUAAGGGGAACCGCAGUGUAUGUAGAUAAAAACAGCUCAUUGUAAGGUAAUAAAAACUUUCAUUAUGUAAGGUCUUUAUACAACACUGAAAGCAUACCGUAUUUUCCGGACUAUAAGUCGCUUCGGAGUAUGGCCCUGUCCCAAAUGGCGCACUUCAUGUGGACUUUCGGUCUCGUGGCCUUAAAUUGCGCGUGCUCGCUUAGUCCACGAGUCCGUAGGGUGUCCCAUCUGUCAUUUUUACGCUUUGAAGUGUGCUCAUCAGCGCCUCCUUUGCCCCCUUGAUGCGGUCUUCAGCGAAGCCCGCACUGCAGCAGGCUUCGCGCACUUUACCAACCCAGAAGUCCUUGCGAAAGUGCAAUCAGACCAAUCAGACGACGGAAGGCAGGAGCUCACACUGACGGGCAACUUCUCUACCUAUUUCCGGUGUGACGCUCGAGUCUGUCCCAAAAUACGACUCCGUUGCACCCACGUGGACUCGCAUUAAGGGUCCCUAAAGUCUGGACUACGUGAUAUCACCAAAGUGUGGACUCUGAGGAGGACCACAAGUCCGGAGUGUGCCAUUUGGGACAGGACCUAUAAGUCGCAUCAGUCAAAAAUGCGUUUUGAAGAGGAAAAAACAUAUAUAAUUUGCGCUGGACCAGUGUUGGGGAAAGUUACUUUUAAAAGUAAUGCAUUACAAUAUUAAGUUACUCCCCAAAAAGUAAUUGCGUUACUUAGUUACUUUUCAUGUAAAGUAAUGCUUACGUUACUUUUUAGUUACUUUUGCGUUACCUUUUUUUUGGCUGAGGCUUGAUCUCUUUCAGGCCUUGCAGGUGUUUUUAUGACUGAAAAGUUCUGCAUUCAGAAAUUGCAUAUUUCAUGACAAAAAUGUCGAGCUCUGGCCUGCCAUCUCAGUUUCGGACUCAGGCGUGUACGAAUAGAGUGCAUAAUGUGACUACGUUUAGUUUAAUUCAGUACAUAAUUUUUUAAAAUCGAAUUAAUUAAACUAAAAAAGUAACUCAAAUAUUAAUGUGUACUUAAAAAGUAAUGCGUUACUUUACUCGUUACUUCAGAAAAGUAAUAUUAUUACGUAAUGCACGUUACUUGUUAAGCGUUAACCCCAACACUGCAUUGGACUAUACGUGGCGCUUAUUUAGAAAAUUAUUUCACAAAAUCCAGUCGAAGAACAGACAUUGAAUCUGAAAAGGCAAGUUAUUCAACUAAACUAUAGCACAGAACAGCAGGCUGAAUAGGUGUCCGUACAUGUUAAAGUAACAUAAACAGUUAUUUCACGAUACACAAUAGCGUACAGAACAUACCUGAAAGGCUAAAUUAACACGACAAGCCAAAUCAAGUUCAACAAGCUCCCAAAGUUAUUCCGCAUCACUGAAUCCAUUGAAUUACAUAAAUACAGGAGCAGCAUAAAGCAGACUCUCGCGGCUGUAGACAAUACUGGUUUCUCUUGGUUCAUAUGAAAUAAUUUUGAUGUAUAGUCACACCUAACUAGAAGUUCCAGCCAGGACCCGCCAAACUAUAAAAAAAAUGAGACUUAUAGUCCGGAAAAUACGGUGGUUAUGUAUAUUAUAUUUCAUUAAUAUUUUAUUUCUGUCAUGCCAAAAAUGCUCAAUUAAGCAAAACUUGUAUUAUACCCGUGAUAAACUUUUAACUCGGUGCCUGGUGGAAUUAAAUAUUUAUCCCAGCUCUUGAAAAUUCUGCUUCUGUACCAAACAUUAGGUACAAUAUAGCCGCACUGCUGGUUUAUCAGUUUUCUAUGGAGUUUCUCACUAAAUAAAAUAAUAGAAUAACAUUAAUCGAUAUUUGUGCAAGGUGUGUGCAAAUGCUAGUUUUUCCUUAAACCAACAUGGUUUGUUUGUUGUACAGUACAACAAUAAUAAACUUGGUAGUAUUUUAAUAGCUUUGUAUUAUAAUAAAUUCUUGUUUUGUAUGCCUAUUAAACAAUGUAUUUAAUCAUUUCAGUGUUGAAAUGCUGUACUGCUGUCUUUGGAAAGCUCAGGAAUAAGUUAAGCUUGGCUGAAUGUAUAGCUGAACAUGUUCUAUUCCUGUCUGUGGUCAGACUAGCGCUGUAUAAUUUACUUUAAAUGGAUGAUGUUGGACUUAUGUCACAUUUUUCUAUGUAUAGCAUGUCUUCAUCAUCGUAAAUGUACAUAAAAUAAAUGUAAUCACGUGUAUCAAAGAAUAAAUUUCUCUUUUGUACAGAA
Messenger RNA from Misgurnus anguillicaudatus (oriental weatherfish), 3735 nucleotides. RefSeq names its product selectin P ligand (gene selplg). Gene Ontology annotation, biological process: leukocyte tethering or rolling. The record is from RefSeq and is a predicted model, not a curated record. Lineage: Eukaryota; Metazoa; Chordata; Actinopteri; Cypriniformes; Cobitidae. Gene Ontology annotation, cellular component: plasma membrane.